Molecule: messenger RNA, 1830 nt
Organism: Aspergillus aculeatus ATCC 16872
Lineage: Eukaryota; Fungi; Ascomycota; Eurotiomycetes; Eurotiales; Aspergillaceae
Exons: 6
Coding region: 1-1830 (609 amino acids)
Biological process (GO): amino acid activation for nonribosomal peptide biosynthetic process; secondary metabolite biosynthetic process
Cellular component (GO): cytoplasm
Molecular function (GO): phosphopantetheine binding; catalytic activity
Source: RefSeq, a predicted model, not a curated record
AUGACGAAUGGAAAGGCUGACUGCAGAAAACUCGAAGCGCUUGGGUCUAGUCGCACCGUGGCUGAAUGGGCUCGCCUCCAGCCCGCCAAGGACAAAAGGUGGGCAGCAGCCUCAUCCCCUGAGGAGCUCGCGCUGCAGAGGCUGUUCGCCGAAGUGCUGGAUUUUGACUGUAAUCUCGUUGAUACGAACGACAGCUUCUUCUCCCUCGGCGGCGAUUCCAUUGCAGCGAUGCGCUUAAGUCAGCAUGCGCGCGAGACCGGUCUGGCCGUGACCGUGGCCGACAUCUUCCGCAAUCCCGGUCUCUGUGACCUGACUAUAUUCAUUCGUGACAAUCCGACCACGACGACGAUGCCGACGACAACUUACCACGACCCGCAUCCUUUCUCCCUUCUAUCCUCGCGUGGAGCUAGGAGUAGCCCUCGCCUACCCAACGAUCUAGCCGCGGGCAUCACUGCCUGGACCUGUGGUGCCAUCUUAACAUCCCUUUGCACCGUGUUCAUUGUGGAUCAUUGGGGCCGUCAAUUGCAAGCCGUGCUCGACGACAAUGUGAAGCCUGAAGCUGAUGUGCAGUCCACCGAAGGGGAUCUGGCCACCGCAUGCAAACAGGCCUACAGCGAUGAUCGUCUCCAUCGGCCAUUCAGCCUGGGCCGCUCCUUCAGGCGGCUCUUCAUCAUAUCGUCCACCCGCCGACGGCCACGCACGACUCACCACACGACUGUCUCACGCCCAGUACGACGGUGUCAGUCUACCCAUCAUCUUCUCUCUCUUCACGACCUUCUACCGGGGCGGGCCCUCACCCCCACCCGCGGCCUGAAGUUCGCCGGCUAUAUCCGCCACAUGCAGCAGCGGCGAGCAGCCGCGGAGCCCUACUGGCGCACACUCUUGCAGGACCCAGCCAGCAUUACGGCCGACUGGUUGCAGUCCAAGACCGCCGUGCCGGCCCCGCCCGCGCUGCCGGGAUCCACGCCGGCAACAGUCUUCACCACGCUCUGCGCGCGCACGCUGGCCCAGCUGGCGGGCGUCCACGACAUAGUCCUCAGCACCGUGGGCUCGGGCCGGUCCUCGUUACCCAGCGAGCUGCAGCAUGUGGCCGGGCCCUGCGUGAACACCAUACCCGUCCGUCUGCGCAUCAAACCCGAGCAGUCCCUGGCCCAGCAGCUGGCCGCGGUCCACACCCAACACAUCCAGGACUUGCCAUUCGAGACCAGCCAGCUCAGCGACAUCGCCGCGCACAGCACCGACUGGCCCGUCGACGCGCGGGAUCCCAGCUUGGUCAUCCAGUUCCAGAACCUCGACACCCUGGAGCAGGAGCAUGACUUCGGCACGGAAUCCCCCGGGACGACUAGCAGUGCCCUGGCCGCGUACCAGCAGGCGGAUCGCCCCGUGGACGGCGAGUUUCUUUUCAUCCUGGCCAAGCCCGUGCGCGGGGCGUGGGAGCUGGCCGACACCGCCAGCUCCAAGGUCCAUACCCAGGAGACUCUGGAUGCGGUGCUCGAGGCGUUGUGUCGACAGGUGGAGAUGACGGCGCGGGGCACCCAGCCCCCGGUCGACGAGCAAGACCGCACCCUCCGCCGGCAGCGCUUCACGCUCAACGACUGUAACGGCUUGACCCAGAUCCAGACCACGUUCGCGGUUCCUGACCGCGGUUCGAUCCCCAACGAACUGGACACCGAGUUCUCCUACCGCGGGGACUCGUUGAUCGCCGUGGAGAUUUCUGUUUGCAGCCGGUUCCCCUCUGGCAGUCUUGAAGACAGAGGAAGAAAUCAAGACACGUACAAGAAGCUUAACGGAGACGGGCUAAUUGACGCCCUGAAGGAGUCAGUUGCAUGA